GACAACUCCAUGCUGUGCCCCAAACGAACACUUCUCAUAGUGGUAUCCCCUGAAUCUUUCAAGCCCAUUUUCAUUCCAUAUUUCUAUAUAUCCCCUGUUUUUUCUACCUUACAAACAUAUCAUGGAUUUACAGGAUUUUAAUCAGUCACUAGAACUUGGAUUUUCCAGCAGCAAUAUUGAAAUGAUACCCUUGCAACCACCACUCCAUAACUCCAGUUAUCUAAUGACUUCUCCUCCCUCUAAUUUCUCCUUCAUGGGCAAUCCCAUUGAAGAGCCCACAAUGCCACUACUUUCAUCCAUCGAUGAAUUUAUUGCAUCAGCUCAUGGUAAUGGAAACGAUUACUCUUGUUUACAGAAGAUAAAUUCCAUGGAAGCCAUGAGGGAGAUGAUUUUCCGUAUCGCGAUGAUGCAGCCGAUUCACAUUGACCCCGAAUCAGUAAAGCCACCUAAAAGAAAGAAUGUCAAAAUAUCAAAGGAUCCACAAAGUGUGGCAGCGAGGCAUCGAAGGGAACGAAUAAGUGAAAGGAUAAGGAUUUUGCAAAGAUUAGUCCCUGGAGGAACAAAAAUGGACACAGCUUCAAUGUUAGACGAAGCUGUCCAUUAUGUUAAGUUUCUAAAGAAGCAACUUCAGUCCUUAGAGCAAGCAGCGGUUAAUAAUAAGCCUAUGAUUGCUGGAUUUUCAACAGCAAUGUCGCCAGCGCCCAUAAAUUAUAAUUGCCAGCCUCAUCCAUCCAUGAAUUCUAGUGCACAAAUGCUUAGUUAAAAUAACGGAAAUAACAUAUCUACACGGUGUAGGCAACCUCUAGAUCAUGAUCACGCUAAUGAGUUUUUUGUAAAGAUUUGGCUAUAUGGUGUGUGUUUAGUGUGUUACUUUAAUUUCCCCCUUGUCCCUGAACCCCAACAUGGUAAGUCUUAGGUUUAUCUUGUGUUUGGAUCAUUUCUCAAUUUGUGCGAUGUUAUCUUUGCACAAGAACUAUGCUAAUUUUCUCUGUAUCCUUCAAUUUUUAUCGAAUGUUCCUGAAGGGACUAGGUUGUUCUUCUGUUUGUAAUUCCAAACUUGCACAAAUGGUGAGAAGAGCUGGACACUCUGGACUUAAUAGGUUUGGGUUCAUGCACUGUUGAGUAGAUUUAUUGAUCUUUUCUCAAGGUGUUGAGAGUUCCGUGACAAAGUCACUACUUUGUCUGAUAGUCAUAACUGUAACUCUGUUUUAAUUAUGACCACCUUUUUCUAAUGAAA
This is a messenger RNA of Lycium barbarum (goji berry), 1237 nucleotides long. Its product is annotated as transcription factor HEC1. The transcript has a single exon. Gene Ontology annotation, molecular function: DNA-binding transcription factor activity; protein dimerization activity. NCBI's taxonomy places the organism in Eukaryota, Viridiplantae, Streptophyta, Magnoliopsida, Solanales, Solanaceae. The record is from RefSeq and is a predicted model, not a curated record. The coding region runs from base 122 to 763 and encodes 213 amino acids. Gene Ontology annotation, biological process: regulation of DNA-templated transcription.